AUGUUCCGUUACCGUCGUAGCGCUGACGUUCGUGUACGCCGCCCAUGUGUUGCGAUGCCAGACAGCAGAGCUGCUUUGCUUGUGCGAGUGUCCGACCAAGGGCUUUUUCUGCGUUGUGCCCCGAUGGCAUUGUUUCCUUCUUCGUGCCGCCAUUGA
Messenger RNA from Colletotrichum costaricense, 156 nucleotides. RefSeq lists its product as uncharacterized. NCBI's taxonomy places the organism in Eukaryota, Fungi, Ascomycota, Sordariomycetes, Glomerellales, Glomerellaceae. The record is from RefSeq and is a predicted model, not a curated record. The transcript has a single exon. The coding region runs from base 1 to 156 and encodes 51 amino acids.